Messenger RNA from Psylliodes chrysocephalus, 1958 nucleotides. NCBI's taxonomy places the organism in Eukaryota, Metazoa, Arthropoda, Insecta, Coleoptera, Chrysomelidae. The record is from the annotation of a GenBank genome assembly.
GAUCAUAAAAACAAAAAAAAAAUAAAAUUAUAACCGAGCAGAAGUUCGAGAUAGCUAAUGGAAAAUUUGUCGUAGUUCAUUUUAGCGGCAGGAAAAGCAAAAGUCAUCAGUAAAAUUUCAUCAGAAGUGGAAAACGGUUAUUGUAAGUUUUGUAAGAAGAAAGAACAAAAUUAAGUUUGUUUUCCCGGCUGAAAAAGACGUACAUCCAGUUGCAAUAGAUGAUAUUGUGGCCGGUCUGAAAAAUGCGGAAGAAAGAAGUUACCAGUACUUUUUCAACGUCGAAGAAAAUUUAGAUUAGUGUAGCAACCUUUCAUACCAAGAGCUUGUUUUUGUGAUUACCUAUUUCUGGUUUUAUUUUCUAAAACGAAAUCUGUACCUAUAAAUAAGUAAUGGGGACAGUGUAAAAGGAGAGGCAAGAUUUCUUAAGAAAAUUGUCUUUGGUAAACUCUCAGUAGUAACUACUACAAACUAGUACAUUUUAUCCUUCCUCCAAGUUACUGUGUAAAGAUUUAAUGACGAUGGCCGGAGAUGAUCCAACUCCUUGAAAUGUAACAAUUAUUGAAGAUAAAUGAAUAUUCAUAAAGGUAUUUUUCGCGGCAUAAACCAACAUGAACGUUUAUGCCGCGAAAAAUACCUUAUCAAAGAAAUCUUCAAUGAAGAAGUGGCUGUACCCUAGUUAAAGCUAAGACCAACGUAACACUCAAUAUGUGAAGAAAAAAUGUUUGACAGAUGGUGACAGUUGCAUAAUGGGUUGCCUGCUUUGGUAAAUGUAACCGUUUUGUUUUAAGGAGGAAGGUGUUCAUUUUUGUUUUUCUUUAUUUAACUUUUUUGAAGGCCUUUAAUUAAUUUAAGAACUAAAUGUAGUGUAGUAUUAUAUGUAUUUCUAAGGGUAAAAUACCUAUCAUCUAUAUUUCUUCUCUAAAUUGGUCCUUCCUUUUAACUUUAUCUUAACAAUAUGGCAUUUGAAAGAAGUCACACUUAUGAAGCUUUAAAUCGAAUUGGAAGAGGAGCAUAUGGGACUGUAUACAGAGCUAAGGAUAAAAAAACUGGUAAUGAUGUAGCUCUGAAGAAAGUUUGGGUACCCCUUACAGAGGAUGGCAUUCCCAUGAAUACUUUGAGAGAAAUUUCUUUACUACGACAACUUAAUGCCUUGGACCACCCCAAUAUUGUGAGACUGUUGGAUGUCUGUCAUGGCCAACAGGUGGAAAAGGAACUCAUAAUGUAUCUGGUAUUUGAACAUGUCGAACAAGAUCUUGCUACAUACAUCGAAAGAAAUCCGAAAGGUUUCAGUGCUAUACAUAUUAGAAACUUAUCUAAAGAAAUAAUUAACGGUGUUGAUUUUCUACACAGCAACAGAGUUGUCCACAGAGAUUUGAAGCCACAAAAUCUGCUAGUGACUCAUGAUGGGCAUAUUAAAUUGGCAGAUUUUGGGUUAGCGAAAACAUAUGACUUUGACAUGAAAUUGACAUCUGUAGUAGUUACUUUAUGGUACAGGGCACCAGAAGUGUUAUUGGGUUUACCCUAUGCAACGCCAGUGGAUAUUUGGUCCAUAGGCUGUAUUAUUGUUGAACUGUAUAGUUUAAAAGCUCUGUUCUGUGGUACUACAGAAGGGGACCAACUAAGCAAAAUUUUCAGAAUCAUUGGUAAACCGCUUGAGGAAGAAUGGCCCGAAGAAAAUGUAUCUAUCAAAUGGAACUCAUUUGAUGUUAUUAAUCAAGUUAGAAUUGAUCAAAUAUGUCCAUUUAUUUGUGAAACUGCUUAUAGUUUAAUAAUGAGCAUGUUAACUUUCAAUCCCAAGAAACGAAUUACUGCAUUGGAAGCUUUAAAUCAUACAUUCUUCACUGAAGAACCGUUAAAUACAUAAUCAUCUAUUUAUAUAAAACAUUUUAUUUUUAUAUACCUACUUAUUUAAGCCGCAUUUAUAAUUUUAAUAAUUAAAGACGUUAAUAUUUUUAUAA